GUAACAACAUCACAUCAGCCGUUUACUUUUUGAAAUUUAUAUUUCAAAAGAAUACACGUGUGGCCAUAUAUUUCUCACACGUUUGGUUAUCUGCCUAAAUUCCACUCCGUUUUAAAACCAGUGGUUCCUUUAUACAGAGAGAAGCAAGCACUGGACAAAGGAAAGCGCGUGGUUUGACCGAAAUGCCGGGUUUACUCUGCUGGAAGAUGUGAAGUGAAAUAACAUUUCGUUUCCUUCGAAAUUCCAUGAGUUCACUUUGAAGUGAGAGAGUAAUGGAGACAAUGUUGCUUUGGAUGUAGUUUCGUCUACGCAUUUUGAAAUCUAGAAGCGGACAAUACAUUGUGCUGCUGAAAGACUUCCGAUUUUUAACUUCGAAUUCUUCAUUUCAUAAUUUGUCUAUAAAAUUACCUUGCUGAAUUUCUCAUCUUCACCAGCCUUGUUUUGAAAACAAGGGCAUUUUUGUCGUUGAUUCAUCCGCAUUGAAUCAAGUGAAAGCUUGGUUUAAAACUUUUGAGUACUACAUUCUGUGAAGCAAGUAAAACGGCAUUGACUUCUAACGUACAUCCUAGCUACCUGGGGCUGGAACAAGUGACUUCAGAGUUAAUCGUCCAACUUUCAAUGUGUAUUUGCAGUCUUUAUGCACAACUUGCAAAGAGAGAACGAUCGAUUUUCUUAGAAGGCCAAGCACUUCUAUAAACUGAAGACAACCAUAGAAUUUCAAAGCGCGUGUACUCAUCCAAAACAGCUGAAAAUGGACCCAGAAUAUGAAAGGAGACUUCUACGUCAACCUAAUGGACGUAGUCCUCUUGCUAAUUCUCCAUGUUCGAGUGGAAUAAGGCAUUUCAGUUCACCUUAUCUAAGCCCAUUGAGCUCUCCUAGCAGAGAAAAGUAUGGAGACAGGUUUAUACCAAGCCGCAGUAGUCCAGCUCUUGAGCUUAAUUUUGAUUUGAUACAAGAAAAUAGUGAUCCAGGAAAGAACAGUGCAGUCACAAGAGAUGCCAGUGUGGAUUCCAAAGAGGGAAUGGCUUAUCAAUGUCUGCUAAAGAAUGAACUUCUUGGGGCUGGAAUAGAAGACCUUAAGGAUGUACCACAAGAGGAAAGAAGAGCACUUUCCAGCAACAGUAAUCACAUACAUAGCAUAUUCCAGUACCAAGUGAAAAGAAGUAAACAAGAUGAUACAGAAUCAGUAGCUUCCUACUCACUGUCACCUGUAGGCAAGAAAAGUCAAAGACUGUUAAGAUCGCCAAGAAAGUCUACAAGAAAAAUUUCCAAGAUACCAUUUAAAGUUUUAGAUGCUCCAGAACUACAGGAUGACUUUUAUCUAAAUCUUGUGGACUGGUCAGGACAGAAUAUUUUAAGUGUUGGAUUAGGAACCUGUGUUUAUCUUUGGAGUGCCUGCACCAGUCAGGUUACCAAACUCUGUGAUCUUGCAUCUGAUGGGGACUCUGUGACAUCUGUGUCUUGGUCAGAAAGGAGUGGUCUGGUGGCUGUUGGGACUCACAAGGGUCUUGUUCAAAUCUGGGAUGCAGGUGCACAAAAGAGAGUGUCUACUAUUGAAGGACAUACUGCUAGAGUUGGUGCUCUGGCAUGGAAUGGUGAUGUGCUCUCAUCAGGGAGUAGGGACAGGCUGAUUCUACAGCGUGAUGCUAGAACACCCAAUGCUGUGGAGAGAAGAUUGAUUGGACACAGGCAAGAGGUUUGCGGGCUGAAGUGGUCCCCAGAUCAUCAGCAUUUAGCAUCAGGAGGAAAUGACAACAAGCUCUUGGUUUGGAGCAUGUCCAGUCUGUCACCUGAGCAACAGUACAGUGAACACUCAGCGGCAGUCAAAGCCAUUGCGUGGUCUCCACAUCAGCACGGUUUGUUGUCCUCUGGAGGCGGUACAGCUGACAGGUGUAUUAGGUUUUGGAAUACAUUAACAGGACAGCCGCUACAGUGUGUUGACACUGGCUCGCAGGUGUGCAACUUAGCUUGGUCCAAGCAUUCAAAUGAACUGGUCAGUACACAUGGUUACUCACAAAAUCAGAUCUUGGUCUGGAAAUACCCAUCAUUAACUCAAGUAGCUAAGCUAACGGGUCACUCCUACAGGGUUCUUUACUUGGCCGUAUCACCGGAUGGUGAGGCUAUCGUGACAGGAGCAGGAGAUGAAACUCUUCGAUUUUGGAACGUCUUCAAUAAAGCCCGCUCGCAUAAGGAAUCCAAGUCAGAGCUCAAUCUGUUCUCCAGAAUAAGAUGAUGUUUACCCUAAGAGUUGGAUCUUUAAUGUAACAGUUAUUGCGUUUGUACCAGGAUACAAUAAUAUGAUUAUCACUUAAGCACGAGUACUCCGUAUUUUUGUGGAGGUAGUUGUCUUCGUUUAAGACGAAGCUUUCUCUUUAAGCGUUACCUCCAACUUUUUCUCUCUUUUUUGUAAAUUUUUCGCCGAUAAACUGUGUCUAUCAAAAUGUAUGUAAAUCAGUUGUCCGAUGUUGUAAACUUGGGCUAAAAUGCGAUGGAUUGCAUUUUGGACUGUAUUAGGGGUAUUUCAUUUUAUUGAAAAUAUAUAUCUAUACUUGACAAAAGCUGACAACAAUUCGUUUGAAACCUGUAAAUCAGCCACGUAAAUUGGCGACACGAUUAUAGCUGGUUGCUGACAACUACUGCUGACGUUUGAUGUAUUUUGCUCUCGAAAGCUAACCACAACUUUCUCUCGUCACGCAAUGUUUUGUCUUUUGUUGAGGAGAAUUUUGCGAUGACCCAGUCACGCCGGCAAGUCCAGGAGUACCUUGUGAGACGAAGAAUGAUUAGGUGAAAUAAUUUUAGAAAAACAUUUUUUUUAAGGACAUUUUACAGAAAGGGUGUAAAAAAGAGUUAGAUUGCGUGGUUAGAUGAUGUGGAAAUCUGCAAUGAUAUAUGACCAGAAAUGGUGAAAAGGAAUAA
This is a messenger RNA of Pocillopora verrucosa, 2916 nucleotides long. Its product is annotated as fizzy-related protein homolog. Gene Ontology annotation, cellular component: anaphase-promoting complex. Gene Ontology annotation, biological process: positive regulation of ubiquitin protein ligase activity; positive regulation of anaphase-promoting complex-dependent catabolic process; anaphase-promoting complex-dependent catabolic process. Gene Ontology annotation, molecular function: protein binding; anaphase-promoting complex binding; ubiquitin ligase activator activity. The record is from RefSeq and is a predicted model, not a curated record. Lineage: Eukaryota; Metazoa; Cnidaria; Anthozoa; Scleractinia; Pocilloporidae.